Eruca vesicaria subsp. sativa (arugula) is the source of this 1175-nucleotide messenger RNA. NCBI's taxonomy places the organism in Eukaryota, Viridiplantae, Streptophyta, Magnoliopsida, Brassicales, Brassicaceae. The record is from the annotation of a GenBank genome assembly.
AUGUCAAACCAUUUUCAAGGUCCCGUAACCACUAACCCUAAACACGUUUUAACCAAAGAAGAACAAGCAGCCGACGAGAACAUGGCGAGCUUGCAAGCUGAGAGUAUAGCGAACACUGUGGCUUUCCCUAUGGUUCUUAUAGCCGCCUUGCAGCUCGGCGUCAUUGACACCAUCGUUGCUGCAGGCAACGGCGCGUGGCUUUCACCCUCCGAGAUAACGUUCAGUCUUCCAACCAAACCAAUGAACCCGGAGGCACCGGUUUUGCUGGACCGGAUGCUGCGAUUACUCGUCAGCCACUCGAUGUUGAAGUGUCGAAUAGUUGAAAGCAGAGAAAACGGUCGAACCGGAAAGAUGGAAAGGGUAUAUGCAGCCGAACCGGUUUGCAAAUAUUUCUUGAAAGAUAGUGAGGGUUCUGGUUCUCUCGCGUCUUUGCUCAUCAUGUUGCAUGACAAAGUCAUUAUUAAGACUUGGACAAAGCUCAAGGAUGUGAUACUGGAAGGAAGAGAUGCGUUCAGCAAUGCACACGGCAUGAGAAUAUUUGAAUACAUUAAUAUGGACAAACGGUUCAGUGGGAUAUUUCACCAGGCAAUGUCGGAAUCUUCCACUAUGGUCAUGAAGAAGGUUCUAGAAGUUUAUAGAGGGUUUGAAGGUGUUAAGACUCUUGUGGAUGUAGGAGGAGCAAAUGGCACCAUAUUAGGUUUAAUCACGUCCAAGUAUCCUCAUAUCAAGGGCGUUAAUUUUGACCUAGCUCAGGUUUUAACCAAUGCUCCAUUUUAUCCAGGCGUUGAGCAUGUCUCUGGAGACAUGUUUACAGAAGUUCCAAAGGGAGAUGCUGUCUUUAUGAAAUUUUUCAUACCAACAACAACAAGAACGUUGACAAACCAUAUACAUACAGAGUCAGUUAUGUGCACAACAGCGCCUUCACUCCACCUCUUAUCACAUCAAGGCCAUUGACAGGGAAGUUCGAAACAUAAUCACAGCAAGAAGAAAUAGGCGGAACUUCGGCUCUCUUAUGUCAAAUUGGAUUCAGUGACUCACACUGUAAAUCAUCUACUGUGUUUUCCUUGCUUUUUAUUCUUUUUUGCCAAGGGAACACACAAAAAUAGGCUGUCUUGUAUAACCAAACUUUCAUAUUAACCAAACUUUCAUAUUUAUGAUAUUAACUAGUUACCCAA